AUGGUUGUCGAGAUUUUGUAUAGACAUAGUAUUGAUUUGAGAAAAGAUGACCGACAAGGCCAACCAGAUAUCGACUCAAUAAAGCAGAAAGAGGAUGAGGAAUGGAUAGAUAGAGCUAGAAAAGGAUUUUCCGACUUAGUCAAGGACGUACGAGCUAAGAAGAAAGAAAUCGACGAAAAGAAAGCAAAAGAAGCAGAUGCUGCGGAGACAACAAAAAGUACAAACCCAACUGCCGCCUGGGGAAAAAUACCAAAAUAUAAAAGGACAGGAACUAACCCAUUCGCAGUUGAAUCUUCUUCUGAUGAAGAAGACAUAAAAGAAGGUAAAAAGCGUGUUAUAGGAAAGCAAGGGGAUAGGAGUAAAGCGGAAGAGGAAGAGAGUGACGAAGAAGGGUGGACAGUAAGUAUUAACAAAAAAGGGGAGGUAAAUUCGGAAGUCAUAGAAGAGGUAGAGGAGGCACAGUUUCACUGUAUUAUUAGGGUAGUAGAUAGUUGUGUAGUAGUUCAAGGGCGUCGUGUGGUAGGCCGAAGCGCUUGGUAUGGAGAGAUUGAUGAUGCUUGA
Messenger RNA from Rhizophagus irregularis DAOM 181602=DAOM 197198, 561 nucleotides. RefSeq lists its product as uncharacterized. NCBI's taxonomy places the organism in Eukaryota, Fungi, Glomeromycota, Glomeromycetes, Glomerales, Glomeraceae. The record is from RefSeq and is a predicted model, not a curated record.